AAGUUAAGGCAGGGGUACUUACAGAACCCAGUGCCUAGGCCUUUCCUUAAGAUCCAUACAUCUGACCUGGCUUCCACACUGAGGCUCGCCUUCUGCCUCUCUCCUCGGCUCACCGCCUCAUUCCUUCCCAACAUGGCGUCCGUGAGCUUCGAAGGGCCUCGCGCACUCUGCCAGUGGCUUCAGAUGUGCUCGCUGUUCCUGCUAGCGCUGCUGCUACAGCCCGUAACCCGCGCCCAAGCCACACCCAGCACCCUCAGCACCGAGACCACUCCGGACACCCCAGGCCCUGAGAUCACACCGGUCACCGUCAGUGGCCAAGGGCUUCGUGAGCGCGCGCGCGCCCUGAUGCGGGACUUCCCGCUGGUGGACGGCCACAAUGACCUGCCCCUGGUCCUGAGGCAGUUGUACCAGGACUCAUUACAGAAAGUCAACCUGCGCAAUUUCAGCCAUGGCCAGACCAGCUUGAACAGACUUAGAGAUGGCCUCGUGGGUGCUCAGUUCUGGUCAGCCUACGUGCCAUGCCAGACCCAGAACCGGGAUGUUGUGCGCCUCACGUUGGAGCAGAUCAACCUCAUCCACCGUAUGUGUGCCUCCUACUCUGAACUGGAGCUGGUGACCUCAGCAGAAGCUCUGAACAGCACCCAGAAAUUGGCCUGCCUCAUUGGUGUGGAGGGCGGCCACUCACUGGAUAAUAGCCUCUCUGUCCUGAGAACCUUCUAUGUGCUGGGAGUGCGCUACCUCACACUCACUCACACGUGCAACACACCCUGGGCAGAGAGCUCAUCUAAGGAUGUACACCUCUUCUACAGCAAUGUCAAUGGGCUGACCAGUUUUGGGGAGAAGGUGGUGACAGAAAUGAAUCGCUUGGGCAUGAUGAUAGACUUGUCUCAUGUCUCUGAUGCUACGGCACGGCGGGCCUUGGAAGUGUCCCAGGCACCUGUGAUUUUCUCCCACUCAGCUGCCCGGGGUGUAUGCAACCACACUCGGAAUGUUCCUGAUGACAUCCUGCAACUUCUGGAGAAGAAUGGUGGCAUUGUGAUGGUGUCCUUGUCUGUAGGGGUGCUGCAGUGCAACGUGAUGGCCAAUGUGUCCACUGUAGCAGAUCACUUUGACCACAUCAAGGCAGUUAUCGGGUCCAAGUUCAUCGGGAUUGGUGGAGAUUAUGAUGGCACCAGCCAGUUCCCUCGGGGGCUGGAGGAUGUGUCCACCUACCCCGUGCUGAUAGAGGAGCUGCUGAGUCGGGGCUGGAGUGAGGAAGAGCUUCAAGGUGUCCUUCGAGAAAACCUGCUUAGGGUCUUCAGGCGAGUGGAGCAGGUGCGGGAGGAGAACACGUGGCAGAGCCCCCUGGAAGACAUGAUCCCAGAAGAACAGCUGAACAGGGCAAGUUGUCACUCUGUCCGCCCACAACAGCACCAGAAACAACUAGCUGCAGACCAGACUCCAACCAAGAUACCAUCACUUCAGGGACCCACAUUAUCUCACAAGUGGUCAUUUUCAAAAUCUUCCCCUAGCCUGGUCUCAGGCCUCACAGUGGCUAGCAUAUUCCCAGUUCUUAUCCUGUGGCUGUGAUAACUCAGCCCUGCCAGAUGUCACUUUGACAGCCCUGGAUACCCCACAAAGGCCCCCUCCUUGUGCAGAUAUAAAUAU
Molecule: messenger RNA, 1647 nt
Organism: Octodon degus (degu)
Lineage: Eukaryota; Metazoa; Chordata; Mammalia; Rodentia; Octodontidae
Product: dipeptidase 2
Exons: 11
Coding region: 133-1569 (478 amino acids)
Biological process (GO): proteolysis
Molecular function (GO): metallodipeptidase activity
Source: RefSeq, a predicted model, not a curated record